Molecule: messenger RNA, 815 nt
Organism: Oppiella nova
Lineage: Eukaryota; Metazoa; Arthropoda; Arachnida; Sarcoptiformes; Oppiidae
Source: the annotation of a GenBank genome assembly
GCAUGGGUAUUAUAGUGAGAGACCACUCGACAAAUGAGAUACUGUUGCUAUUGAAAGGCGCCGACGCUGUCAUGACAUCGAUCGUUGUGUACAGCGAUUGGCUUCAGGAACAGUGCGAUACUAUGGCCAGGGAUGGUCUCCGGACUCUAGUGGUGGCCAAAAAGACGUUGACUGAACACCAGUACCUCGACUUUGAAAGUCGCUAUAAUCAGGCGAAGUGUGCGAUGACUGACCGGAACACCAAGAUUAGCGCCGUUUUGGGUCACCUCCAGAAGGAUAUGGAGCUCCUGUGUCUCACCGGUGUCGAGGAUCGGCUACAGGAUGGUGUGGCCAAAACCCUGAAGGGUUUACAGGACGCGGGCAUAAGGCUAUGGAUGUUGACGGGAGACAAACUGGAAACGGCUAUUAGUAUCGCAAAGUCCUCACAACUGGUGAACAAAUUGCAGGAAUUCUAUAUAUUCCAGUCCAUCACCAAUCGCACGGAAGCGCAUCUAGAGCUCAACAACUUCAGCAAAAAGGAUGACUGUCCACUCAUUAUAAGGGGCGAGGACCUGGAGCUGGUCAUGAAGUUCUACUCGACUGAGUUCGUGGAGUUGGCGGGUCAGUGUCCGGCCGUCGUGUGCUGCCGGUGCUCACCCACACAGAAGGCCGAAGUGGUGAAACUGAUUCAGAACCGCACCGGGAAGCGGACGUGCGCUGUAGGUGACGGUGGGAACGACGUGUCGAUGAUACAGUCGGCCGACGUGGGCGUCGGUAUCGUGGGAAAGGAGGGCCAACAGGCCUCCCUGGCCGCCGACUUUUCCAUACUCCAGUUC